ACUUACUGCUACGACUUACGAGUUUUCAUCUUGAAAAUUUCCAUCCUCGCGAACUUUUGAAGCAAAGUUUCGACCAAGUUUCUUUGUUGACUUCAACUUUUCCAAACUUUGCCCCAUCUCGAUUCAGCGUUGAACUUGAAACAGCUACAAGUGUCAUGAAAAGUUUGCUCAAAAAUAGUAAAACUUAGAAUUUUCGUCGCCAUUUUAUUUUUUGUCGCGCUGGAAAAGCGGCCAUUUUCUUUGUGCCGCGUCGGUCGACGAGUCGUAUGUGGUCCCUAAAGUUAAAUUAGUUAAGUUGGGGCGUGAUCUCAUCAUAUGAAGUGAUUCGAGAUCUGGGCGCGACGUGAGGUACGUAAAGCGAACGGGACGAUGGACGACGACCAGCAAUUCUGCCUUCGGUGGAACAAUCACCAGUCGACGCUGGUGUCCGUUUUCGACACACUACUCGAGAAAGGCAUUCACGUGGACUGUACCUUGGCUGCAGAAGGGCAGACGCUCAAGGCUCACAAAGUUGUCCUCUCCGCUUGCAGCCCAUAUUUUGAGAGUGUAUUAUCUCAACAGUAUGACAAACAUCCAAUAAUAAUAUUGAAAGAUGUGAAGUAUGCAGAAUUGAGGGCUAUGAUGGACUACAUGUACCGUGGGGAAGUGAACAUUUCCCAAGACCAGCUGGCCGCCCUGCUGAAGGCUGCGGAGUCUCUGCAGAUCAAAGGUCUGUCUGACAACAAGCCGUCCCGGCCUCCGUCGCGCCCGGCGCCCGCCGCGCUGCCCGCACACCCGCCACGCGUGCCCUCGCCUCCGCCACAAGCAAGAGAAGGCAGCAUAGACAGUCGCGAAGGCUCCGUGAGUCCGUCGCGGCGGCGGAAGAAAGCGCGCCGCGGCAGCAGCGAGGCGGCCGCCCCCGCGCCCGCGCCGCCGGCCGCGCCCGCGCCGCAGGGCAACGGCGACGAGCCCGCGUGCAAGCAGGAGGCGGCGCGCGACGGCGUGGAGGACCUCACGCUGGACGAGGAGAUGGAGGAGCAGGCGCCGCCCACGCACAACGACGUCGUACGCAGUUUUCAAUGGCACAUGGAACGAUCUCAAGAUGAAAUUAUGAAUUCGAGUGACAGUGUUCGAGAUUCGCAAGACUUGCACAAGGAGUCGUCAUUGCCGGCGCUGCUGUCGCUGUUGUCGGCGCAGCAGCUCGUGCCGCCCGUGCUGCAGCUCGCGCCUCUCGCCAAACACAAGGAGCUCUCCUUCCGCCCGCACUUCCCCAAGCUGCCCAUCGACUCCAUACCCGAGAACAUCAAGGCCCACCUCCUGCAACAAGCCUUUAUGCAAAACAACAACAGUGUCGGACAGAAUGUCGACUAUAAACCCACCAAAGACGACGAAUCCGACGCGGAAUAUGACGACACGGACGAUAUAGUGUUGCAGGAGGAGGCGGAGGGGUAUUACGACAAUAGCGGGUACAUCUCGGGCGCCGGCAGCCUGCCCGGCGACAUAUUCGAAUCCAAACCGGACGCCAAAGGGCACUAUGGCAAACGAGACGGCAACAGCUCGGACGACGCCAGCCGCCAGUUUGAAUGCCGGCAUUGCGGCAAGAAGUACCGCUGGAAGUCCACUCUGCGGCGCCACGAGAACGUGGAGUGCGGCGGUAAAGCGCCCUCGCACCAGUGCCCGUACUGCUCCUACAAGGCCAAGCAGCGGGGCAACCUCGGCGUCCACAUCAGGAAGCACCACAACAACGAGUGGUACAUAUACGCCAGCAACAAAGUCAGGCGGAACAAAAAGACGUCGAUAUAGACACGUUUACGUUUAAAAAUCAAUUAGACCAAAGUAGAUACCUAACCAAAUCGGUACUGCAAUAAUUAUUUAUAACUAUUUAAAGUUACGUUUUUGUUGAACCAUUUUAUUAUUUACUAAAAAUUAGUUUUAAUGUGCACAUUCCUUAACGGCAUUAGCGAUCGUUUGUUGUUUUCGUUUUAGAGUUUAUUGAUGUAGUUAAGACUGACCCAAAGUAUUUCAUUGGAAAGCAUACGGCCGAAGGUCGAGUAAUUUGUGUAAUUGCCGAUGAUAGGAAGCCGUUCUUAGUAGUAACCUUUAAUUAUUAAUUAAUACGCCUAAACCACCUCAUUCCAAAUUGUUAUUACGAACGGCUUAUGCAAUUUAGUUCCAAAAAUAAUGUCCAUUAAAUCUCGAAUUUUUUUAGUAUAUAAAUUUACUACCUUUCCUGAAAAGGAAUAUAAUUCCAAAUUUAGAACUUAGUGCAAUGAUAUUAUAAGGGAAAAGAAAAUGAUAUUUAUAAUGAAAUAUUAUUGUUAUAACACCAUCGUUUAGUCGUUUAUAAAAUUUUUAUUGUUUGUAGUCUUAUAAUUCUAUCACGGGUAGAAAAAGUAAUUUUAUAUUCUAUUUUGCAGGAUAUAAGAAUCGUUGAUUAUGUUCUAUAAGUUAUUUUUCAUAUUCUAUUUUUUGUUUCUUCGAUCUACGUUUUUAGUGAGAGGGACCACGAUCAUAUCUUCCUUACAUUCUUAUAUGAAAACCCAAAGUUAAUUAUUAAAGGUUUAUUUAUUAGAUUAUAGAUAUUAUUAAAAUUUAGGCUGUUGAGGGCUCAUUUGAGAGGUUGUUGGCCUCAAAUUUAUUAUAGCAGUAAUGCACUGCGACGUUUUUGAGGUAUUUUAAAAUUUUAGAUAAAUAUUUGAAGCUCAUCCAUUAUGUGCCUACAAUGUUACCUGUAGAUGUAUGUAAUUUAUUAUAGCAAAUAAUCAUGAAUUCGAUGUAUUUAAAAAAAAACUGGGAUAAAAAAAUGUGUUCAAAAUUUUGAAAAGAAUGUUAUCUUGAUAUUAACAGAUAUUGAACUGCAAUAUUUCAAGUUGGUUAGCAUAUUGACUGUUGAUAUUUUUGUUAAACUAGGAUAACAAAGCUAUUUGACCAAAGUCAGUAUUAGUGUUAUAAACGUGAUGAUAAGACGGUGGAUGUUACUGGUUAAACAUUCAAGUCAUUGCUAAGCAGUAAUUGUUGUUGAUGCAAUAUUCCCAUAUCAUGUUAUAUUGUAAGCUACUGAUGUAUGAUUAGUCUAAAAUUUGAUGUUAUAAAGUUUAUAUUGUUUGUUAAUAUUAUUGGAAAACUAGUUUUUGAGUAGUGUGAUUUUAUAUGAAUAUAUUGGGGUUCAUUUGGUAGGAAAUUUUCAAAUAUAGUUUAGUAUAACCACA
This is a messenger RNA of Amyelois transitella, 3188 nucleotides long. Its product is annotated as longitudinals lacking protein. Gene Ontology annotation, cellular component: nucleus. Bases 370 to 1782 code for a protein of 470 amino acids. Gene Ontology annotation, molecular function: protein binding. The record is from RefSeq and is a predicted model, not a curated record. Lineage: Eukaryota; Metazoa; Arthropoda; Insecta; Lepidoptera; Pyralidae. The transcript is spliced from 6 exons. Gene Ontology annotation, biological process: regulation of transcription by RNA polymerase II.